UGACUGGGCAUCCUACACCUUGGGUGUGUUCAUCUGUCUGAGCUGCUCUGGGAUUCACCGGAAUAUCCCCCAGGUCAGCAAAGUGAAGUCAGUCCGUCUGGACGCCUGGGAUGAAGCCCAAGUGGAGUUCAUGGCAUCCCACGGGAAUGAGGCCGCCAGAGCCGCAUUUGAGUCAAAAGUACCCCCCUUCUACUACCGGCCCACAUUUUCCGACUGCCAACUGCUACAGGAGCAGUGGGUUCGUGCCAAAUACGAGAGGCAGGAGUUCCUCCACCCUGAGAAACAGGAGCCGUACUCUGCAGGGUACCGUGAGGGUAUUCUCUGGAAGCGUGGCCGGGACAAUGGGCAGUUCUUAAGCCGGAAGUUUGUGCUGACGGAACGAGAAGGGGCCCUGAAGUACUUCAACAAAAAUGAUGCCAAGGAGCCCAAAGCCAUCAUGAAGAUCGAACAUCUGAAUGCCACCUUCCAACCAGCCAAGAUUGGCCACCCCCAUGGCCUGCAAGUCACCUACCUGAAGGACAACAGCACCCGCAACAUCUUCAUCUACCAUGAGGACGGGAAGGAGAUCGUGGACUGGUUCAAUGCGCUGCGAGCUGCCCGCUUCCACUACCUGCAGGUGGCCUUCCCAGGAGCCAGUGAUGCAGAUCUGGUGCCCAAGCUCUCCAGGAACUACCUGAAGGAAGGCUAUAUGGAGAAGACAGGGCCCAAGCAAACAGAAGGCUUCCGGAAGCGCUGGUUCACCAUGGAUGACCGGAGGCUCAUGUACUUCAAAGACCCCCUGGAUGCCUUUGCCCGCGGAGAAGUCUUCAUAGGCAGCAAGGAGAGUGGUUACACUGUGCUGGAAGGACUCCCGCCAUCUACCCAAGGCCACCACUGGCCCCACGGAAUCACCAUUGUCACCCCUGACCGCAAGUUCCUGUUCACCUGUGAGACAGAGUCAGACCAGAGUGAGUGGAUUGCAGCUUUCCAGAAGGUGGUGGACAGGCCCAUGCUGCCUCAGGAGUAUGCAGUGGAAGCCCACUUCAAGCAUAAACCCUAAGCAAGAGAGCCCAGAGGCCCCAGGACACUGCACUCAAGUGGCUGGCCAGGCAUUGCUGGACAGUGGGGGAGCCCAGCCUCCUGGCCCACAUCCUCCUCCUUGGUGUAGCCCAGACAUGGCCAGGUGGGGCCCAGGUUUCGGCUCAGCCUGUUGAAUGAACUUCUCUUCAGAACCUCAUGGCAGGCGGAGUUGGCCCUGGGCCUGACUGACCCUGGCCCUGCCAUGCUGCGCCUAGUGAUGUCCGGCUGACUGGCCCAUCUUCCUGUCGCUGGACACCCACCAAGGGCCCGGCUGGGUCUCCUAACUCCAGCGGCCCUUACUAACUCUCCUGGCCCAAGAGAUCUGUCUCAGGGCAGGACCCGGUGCUGGGCUGCCGUGGACAGCCAUUGUCAGCUGUGGACAGCCGUGGCAGCGGGCUGGCCUGGCUGCUGGGGACUCACUCUGGGACGUGCCGCAUGCCUCCCUUCCCCUUCCCAACCUCAAGUAUUUAUUGAGCACCUGCUGUGUGUCAGUCAGGGAUUAAGGGUCGGGGAUCAGCUUUCCUCCUUCCACUAGGGCUGACCAGGCUGGGGCCACUGGGGGCAAUUUUCCAGAACAGUGUGUGCUUGGGAUCCCCCAGUAUUCCUAGGACAGCUGGCUUGGGCAGCAGGGAGGGAGCCUGCUGGGCACUGUGCAUGGAGCCCAGCAGCUGUUCCCUUGGGAACCAGGGUGGCCCCCAUCUGCUUAUGGGCAUCUGUGCCCAGCUCGGUGCUCGUCCCCGCCCUGUGACCCAUGCCCUCUGGCCCUGUCCUUGCAGUCCUUGAGCCCUUGAGGGAUGAUAGCCCAAACCAAGAAGUGGCCAUGGGCAGGAGUGACUGCUUGCUGCUGGCAGGCCAGUAGUUAAAAGCCACCUGUAAUUUAUUUCCUCUGCUGCUCCCUGGUCACCCCAACAGCUAGGCUCCCUUCCAUGGGAACCCCUGCAGGGCAGGUCCUGGCCGCUGGACAGCUGGGCGGAGCACUGGUGGGGGACACAUCUGUGGGUGAUCCGGGAAGACUUGGCCCUUUUCAUCCAAGCUGUGUUUCAGGAAGCUGGGGGAGGGUUCCUGAGGUGGGCGUCCGUUGCCCUGUGUCAUGUCCCCUGGAAUAAAGUAUGGCUCUGGCGUGGUC
Messenger RNA from Nannospalax galili (Upper Galilee mountains blind mole rat), 2185 nucleotides. It is a transcript of the gene Adap1, whose product is annotated as ArfGAP with dual PH domains 1. Gene Ontology annotation, molecular function: phosphatidylinositol bisphosphate binding; GTPase activator activity. The record is from RefSeq and is a predicted model, not a curated record. Gene Ontology annotation, cellular component: intracellular membrane-bounded organelle; plasma membrane. Lineage: Eukaryota; Metazoa; Chordata; Mammalia; Rodentia; Spalacidae. The coding region runs from base 131 to 1039 and encodes 302 amino acids. The transcript has 10 exons. Gene Ontology annotation, biological process: positive regulation of GTPase activity.